This is a messenger RNA of Babjeviella inositovora NRRL Y-12698, 577 nucleotides long. RefSeq lists its product as uncharacterized. NCBI's taxonomy places the organism in Eukaryota, Fungi, Ascomycota, Pichiomycetes, Serinales. Bases 112 to 537 code for a protein of 141 amino acids. The record is from RefSeq and is a predicted model, not a curated record. The transcript has a single exon.
UAUACCUGGGUUAUAAAGGUGCCAAAAUCCCAUGCCAUUCCCGGUAAGUUCAUGGCUAACAUUAUUUAAAUUUAUAGGAAAUGAUCAUUUGAACAAAUUGACGAGAUUAAUAUGCCUAAAUGUAACCAUUUAUUAAGCUGCAAACGCAUACUAUUGUCACUCGAACUCGAUCAUAAAUGGGCACAUACAAAGUGCAGGGCACCAACAUUUUCGGUCAAAUAUCUGAUAUACGUGGUAAAAUCGAUAAAAGCUACUGGGUCUGAUACUAAAUUAAACCAUCAAAGAUUUGGGCCUCCCCAAGUCCAUGUCAAUUAUCAAAUACUCCACCUCGUAUUCUGGUAUCCAUCUCACAGCCACUGCAGCCUGCACCGUUGGUCCACGGGUUUUCUCGAGCUUGUCUCGAAGCUCGCCCAUACGUUUUCAUACAUAUUGACAUGCAUAUCAGCACAAAACCAUCGGCUAAUUUCCAACCCAGUCACCAUUCACACACCCUACACAAUGGCUGCUGAAAUCCCAACGUACGUGUUCUGUAUAUAAACCACUGAACAACACCUGCCCAUGGCGGUAUUGGCCGAAA